UGGAAUUUGCAGUGCUUUCACAGUUGGAAAACGAAAGCAGAAGCAUUCGGUGAUCGGUUGUUGAAAAAAUCAGAACAAAAAAUACACAAACAUGAGUUCCGCCAUUGUUGAUGAAGAUCUUACUCCUGAGCAAAUUGCUGUGCUCCAAAAGGCCUUUAACAGUUUCGAUCACCAAAAAACUGGUAGUAUUCCAACUGAAAUGGUUGCCGAUAUCUUGCGUCUUAUGGGUCAACCCUUCGAUAAGAAAAUCUUAGAAGAACUCAUUGAAGAAGUUGAUGAAGACAAGUCUGGACGCUUGGAAUUCGGUGAAUUCGUACAACUGGCUGCCAAAUUCAUUGUUGAGGAAGAUGCUGAAGCCAUGCAAAAAGAAUUACGUGAAGCCUUCCGUUUGUACGAUAAACAAGGCAAUGGUUUCAUUCCAACCACCUGCUUGAGAGAAAUUCUCAAAGAACUUGAUGAUCAAUUGACAGAACAAGAAUUGGACAUUAUGAUUGAAGAAAUCGAUUCUGAUCGUUCCGGCACUGUUGAUUUUGAUGAAUUCAUGGAGAUGAUGACCGGAGAAUAAAUUUUUGAAUUUUUAUUUUGGAAAUCAUUUCAACACAAAUAAACACAAAUAAACAAACUGACACAUGCAUAUCAACGCCAACACAUAUAAACAUAAACACAUACAUACAAACACACAACACACACACAUACUCACAUACACACAAUAAACAAAGAUUUUAAUUACUCACAAAAAAAAAUAUUUUUCUAACAUUUUUUUAUGAGAUUUUUUCAUCAUUGGAUGCACUUCUGAACUGAGGUGCACUGCUCCAUUUCAAAAUGACAAUUCAGUUUUGUGUAAAAUUUUUGUAAAUUAAAUAAAAAUUAAUAAAUAUUUUU
Molecule: messenger RNA, 882 nt
Organism: Teleopsis dalmanni
Lineage: Eukaryota; Metazoa; Arthropoda; Insecta; Diptera; Diopsidae
Gene: TpnC73F
Product: troponin C
Exons: 5
Coding region: 92-565 (157 amino acids)
Molecular function (GO): calcium ion binding; enzyme regulator activity
Source: RefSeq, a predicted model, not a curated record